This is a messenger RNA of Onthophagus taurus, 2333 nucleotides long. The record is from RefSeq and is a predicted model, not a curated record. Lineage: Eukaryota; Metazoa; Arthropoda; Insecta; Coleoptera; Scarabaeidae.
UCAUUCAGAUACACCCUGUAUAACUCAAAAUCAGAUGUUCUUCAUUCCAUAUCAUGUUAAUAAAUAAGAAUCAGUAGUUUUCACAGCAUUUUAUAUCACCGUAUACGCUCGAAUCUAAGACGCACCCCAUUUUCAUGAAUGAUUAUAAUAAUAUUACAAUAAAUAUAAUGCGGCUUAAAUUCGAAUAAUAUAUAAUACAUCAAAUUGUACCAAAAUUUUCCCUCUCAACCCAACCCAUAGGUGCCGAGUGAGUUCAUUCAGGUUUAGAGUGAGAUUAACUCGUUCUCCGGUUCCGUACGCCGCGUCUGAGUUGCAUCCACGCAGACAACGUUUAUGAUAGUCUGAUUUGGUGUCGAUGUUAUUGAUUUUUUGUUUCUAAACUAGCCGUUAAGCACGACUGCGACGCCAUUCUGCUUGUUAACCGUUCCAUUGUAGACUAGUCGAUACCCUUGUCCUAGGUCUAUUUACAAAUAGAAAUUCGUUUUCUAAUAGUAAUUUGUCGAAUUGUAUAAUUAGUAAUUGCAUUGUUUUUAUCUUCAGAUAAAAGUAUUAGUUAUUAUCCGGCCACUGUUAAUUCUAUAAGCAAGACGGCUUCCGCUGCUACUAAUGACCGUACAGAAGAUAUCGAUGAUAUGGAAAACAUUAUGAUUUUAUGUACAUCUGAACCGGAACUGCUAGAAUGGGAGACUAUUAGUGUUAAAGCUAUACAAGGAGAUUUAUUAAAUAAACUCGUUCCGGCUGGUUAUGAGCAAGAAGUUCCAAGAUAUAUAGGGAAAGCUUUUUAUGACAACGAGUGGAUUAUCUCGUCAGUGUACCAGCACGGCGAUAGACGAGCUGGCUUAAAUCAUUACGGGAAGGACAAUCAUAAAAUAAUUGAAAAUAAGUUCCAAAUACUAAAGUGGAAAUCUAAAUUAAAGAAAACAACUGGUGGUGGAGUACCAAAUCAAAAUUGGCAUAACCACUUCAAUAUUAGAAAAAACCUAUGCACACCUUCCAAACCAAAUUCAAUUUCACUAAUAGAUGUAACUGCUAUUGAGCUCAAAUCCGAGCUUUCAAGUAUAGAGCUUAAUUUACCAGGGAUACAAAUGGAUGAAUAUGUUGAAUGGUUCAUAGCUGUGAUAGUUACAAAGCUUUCAACCCAAUCUCAACUGCAGUUGGACCUAUUUUCAUUAUCCGAUGAAAAGCUUUUGAAAGCAGUUCAAGUACCUCAAAAUCACCUCAGUUGGGUUGCAUGGAAAAAUAUCAUAUCAAAACACAAACCAAUUACUGUACAUAUAGGAGAUGAUACUGGAAGUAAUAGAUUACUUCUUGAGGACACUAAGUAUAAUAUAACACUUUAUAUUAAAAAUAUUUAUAAUAAUAACUCAGAAGGUUGUAUUUGGUCGAAAGAAAAGGUAACGUUAAAUAGGCAGCUAUGUUUACCAUGCGAGUCAUAAAGUGCUUAAGUAAUAAUUUACCAGUUGAUAAAAGUUUACCUUGUAAUUAUUAUUGAUACGAAGUUCUCGUUAACAAAUAUCAGAAAUGUUAAUGUAAUGUGUUUAAAUAUAUUCAAAAACUAAUCAUAUUUAUAGUCUCAUUUUCUACUAAACUUAUAAUCGUGCGCACCUGAUUUCAUACAUGAGAACUUUUGAAGACGGUUCUAACGAUCUUUUAGGAGAAAAUUUCAUAAAACUAUUACCUACAAAUAAUAAUUACAAGGAGUGUUACACUAAACUUAGUCUUAAAUAUUGAUAAUGGGGCAUGCUGGCUCAGCGUGUUAGCUCUCAAGUUAACAUGCAGACGUCCAGAGUUCUCAAAUCACGUUGCGAAAGCACGUUCAGUCGCCCCCCGUCCUUCGGAGGGUACGUUAAGCCGUCGGUCUCGGUAACCAAUCGUCAAUCUCUGGUUGUCGUUAGCACGCAUGUGUUGGAGGCUCGACUUUAUAGGGAAGAAGAAUGCGCGUGAGCGAGUACAUAGUUUGUCAUGACGAGCUGAGUCUAGAUGUAUGUGGCAAACUAUUGGCACUAUUUUUUUGAAAAUUUACAUAUAGCGUUUAUCCGAGGUGCUCGUUUCAGCUAAAAUAUAUUCAGUUUUCUCCAACUCUCCGGUUAUACCGGAUGGACCCCAACUUCGUUAUUUUAAAUGGAAUGUACCAAUUGUUAUUGAAUUUUCGAGAUAUGUUUAGAGACGCAACCUUUCAUAAUAAAAAUUAUUUUUCGAAAUUACACUCUAGUCCGGCCAACUCUAAGGAGCGGCUCUUACUAUGUUGUAUGGACGUGCUAAAGGCUUAUGCGGCAAGCAGAACCUUAUUACGCCGGCUUGGAUUUAGGGAGCAAAGUUAAAUGAAAUUAAAC